GCGCCGCUCCGGGGGAGGGAAGAUUCAAAAGAAACAGGCUUCGAGCGCUCUUCCCCCCUAGUAGGUCCCACUGCGCCAGUCAUGGCGGAUCUGCACAGUGUCAUCGUGCCCGCGGCCGAGAGCGAGAUCGAAAUUGGAACCGAGGCUGACACCGGGACCGAGAUCGAAGUUGGGACCGAGGCUGUUACCGGGAUCGAGACCGAGACCGCGACCACGGCCACGGCCACGGCCACAGGGAGUGAGGCGGGACGCCUUUUGAGCCCAGGCCAGGCAGCCAGUUACAAGAGAUAUGUAAAGGAAGCAAAAGAAGCCACCAAGAGUGGCAAUAUAGAAGAGGCCCUUAAGCUUUUCUACUUAGCCAAAGCCAUUUAUCCCAAUGACAAGGUUCUGAGCAGAAUCCAGAGACUACAGGAAGCCCUGGAAGAGCUGUCAGUGGAAGAAACUGAUGACUUUGUCAAUGUGUGCAACAGUGGCCUGAUGCUCUAUGGGGAACUGCAUGAUCGCCUUUUUGAGUACCAGAAAGAAGGCGUGGCCUUUCUCUAUAGCCUAUAUAAAGACAAAAGGAAAGGUGGCAUACUAGCAGAUGAUAUGGGGUUGGGGAAGACUGUUCAGAUCAUUGCUUUCCUCUCGGCCAUGUUUGAUGCUGAACUUGUAAGGCAUGUCCUAUUGAUCAUGCCAAGCAGCCUUAUUAGCACAUGGGUCAAAGAAUUUGCAAAGUGGACCCCAGGAAUGAGAGUUGCAACCUUUCAUGGGUCUAGCAAGAGUGAACGUACUAAAAAUCUAACUAGGAUUCAGAGGAAGAGUGGCGUGGCUAUUACAACAUACCAAAUGUUAAUCAACAACUGGCAGCAACUUUCCCAAAUGGAUGGGAAAGAGUUUGUCUGGGACUAUCUCAUACUUGAUGAAGCCCAUAAAAUCAAAAGCUCAUCUACUAAGUCAUCAAAAAUUGCCCGUUGUAUCCCUGUGAAAAAUCGCAUCCUCCUAACAGGAACGCCAAUUCAGAAUAACUUGUAUGAGCUGUGGUCCCUUUUUGAUUUUGCCUGUCAGGGAUCCUUGCUAGGAACAUCGAAAACCUUUAAAAUGGAGUAUGAAAAUCCUAUUAUUAGGGCAAGGGAGAAAGAUGCUACUAUAGGCGAGAAGGCCCUGGGGUUCAAAAUCUCUGAAAACUUGAUGACUCUUAUCAAGCCCUAUUUUCUCAGGAGAACUAAAGAAGAUGUCCAGAAGAAAAGUGCCAAUAAUAAACAGAGCAGUCUUCCUGAAAAGGAUCCAGGUGGUGCUGAUUUCUGUGAAAUGCCUUCCCUUUCCAGGAAAAAUGAGUUAAUUAUUUGGGUGCGUUUAGUGCCUCUGCAAGAAGAAAUCUAUAGGAAAUUUGUCUCCCUGAACCACAUCAAACAGCUAAUGAUAGAAACACGUUCACCUCUGGCCGAGCUGAAUGUCUUAAAAAAGUUAUGUGAUCACCCGCGGUUACUAUCAGCACGGGUCUGCAGUCUGUUAGGUCUCAAAGGAAGUAGCCUCUCUGGUGGAGAUGAAAGUCAGUUGGUUCAUUCAGAUAUCCAAAUGGAUCAGAUACCCCAUGAUUCCCUAAUGCAAGAAUCUGGGAAAGUGAUAUUCCUUAUGGCUUUGCUUAAGAGAUUACAAGAUGAAGGACAUCAAACUCUGGUGUUUUCCCAAUCCCGAAAACUUCUAGACAUUAUAGAACACCUGUUAAAGGCAGAACAUUUCAAGACUUUGCGUAUUGAUGGAACUGUUACCCAUCUUUCAGAAAGACAGAGGCGAAUUGAUUUAUUUCAACAGAGUCGGGGGGUCUCUGUUUUUCUCCUCACUUCCCAAGUAGGCGGGGUAGGUCUUACUUUAACAGCAGCAACUCGGGUGGUCAUUUUUGAUCCUAGCUGGAAUCCCGCAACUGACGCACAAGCAGUAGAUAGAGUUUAUAGAAUUGGACAAAAAGAAAAUGUUGUUGUAUAUAGGCUGAUCACCUGUGGCACAGUGGAAGAGAAAAUAUAUAGAAGACAGGUUUUCAAGGAUUCAUUAGUAAGACAGACGACUGGGGAUAAAAAAAACCCUUUCAGAUAUUUUACCAAACAAGAAUUAAGAGAGCUCUUUACAUUAGGGGAUUUUCGGAGUUCUGCAACACAGUUGCAGCUGCAUUCUCUACAUGCCGGUCACAGAAAGACUGAUAAGAAACUAGAAGAACAUAUUGCUUACCUGCACACUUUGGGAAUAGCAGGAAUCUCUGACCACGAUUUGAUGUUCACACAUGAUAUUCCUGAAGAGUUAGAGGAAGGACAAUCUCAGUAUAUUCAAGAAAGGGUUCAAAAGGCUCAGCUCCUAGUUGAAUUAGAGUCUCAGAAUAAUGAACUCUUAAUGAGCAAUAUAAAAAGUGGAAUUGAUGAAACCUGGUUGAAAGAAGCCACAUCUUCCAGACCAAAGAAAAAAGGCCCGGAAUUUAAUGUCCUACAUCAUCUUUCACCACCUAUCAUUGAUCUUGUGCAGGAAGACUCUCUCCGUUCUGGAAUUGCAACUCUAAAUAUCACUGAAGACAGCAAGACAUGUGAUCUCUCUGGCAUGGAUGUAGAUAUGUCUGUAAAACAAUCUGGUGUUGACGUACCUGAACACAAAGCUGAUGAUGAACUUAGAACUACUUUUUCCAGUGAAGAGGGCCAUGAAAUGGAAAUAUCAAAGACCAGUCAUCCCAAUGAGAGUCAUAUUUCAAUAGAUACCACUCAAGACAGUGUAAAGCAGUUAGUUCAGGAAAUAGCAAAAGCUGAUGCUGAGCCAAAUCCAGAUCAAAUAAUCCCCAUCAGUCCAGAGAAGUCUCUGAAAUUGGGUACUUCUAUCAAUAUGUCAACAUGCCCAAGUGCAUGGGAAAAUUCUGGACCAAAUCAGAGCAGGUUAGGGAAAGAAUCGUUAGUUUCUUCACUGCAGAAUAUUGGUGAUUUCAAUCUUUUCUUAGAAGAUUCUCUAGGGAGUGACCAAAAUCUUUCUAAUCUGCCUCUGGAACCCACUGAGAGGGAGAACAUCACCUGGGAGUUAGCAGACAAUCCUGAAGGGAAAAGUAGUAGCGUCAGGUCUUUACAGCUUGACGAUUGCUCUGAUAGAGAAAGUGAACUAGAAGAUGAAAUAAUUUGUGUGAAAACCAGGUAUAAGGCAAAUAAGAUUGUUUCAGAUGAUGAUGAUGAUUCUGUGAUUGAAGGAAUGUUAUCCCCUUUACCAAACCCAUUACUAACACAAUUUAGUUCAACUCCUAAAAGCAACAGAUCGCAAUCUGAAUUGUUUUUCUCUGAAAUGUGCAGUGGUGGGAAUAAUUCUGCAAUUGCUAGAAGAUCCCUGGCUUCUAGGAGAUCUCUUAUUAAUGUCGUUUUAGACCAUGUUGAAGAUAUGGAAGAAGAUGCCUGUGAGCCAAAGAGUACCGAUGAGUAUUUAUCAGAAGAAGAAGAAGAAGAAGAAGCAGCAGCAGCAGCAGCAGCAGAGUCUGAACACUCAGAAGAAGAACCCACUGAGGAAACCCCACUGUUCCAGAGGGAGGCCUGCUCUUUGCCUGGAGCUCAUACAGACUCGGCCCCAGGAGCAUCCAAUAAAGAUUCACAAGAGAUGCCUGAGCACAACCCAAGUUCAGCUGCAGAGGCAACGGACGAGUAUGAGACUCUUGUCAGGCGGGGAAAAGAAUUGAAAGAGAGUGGGAAAACCCAGGAAGCACUCAACUGUUUACUGAAAGCCCUUGAUAUACAAAGUACAGAUCCUCAAGUCAUGCUCAUGACUUUAAAUUUAUACAAGCUACUUAAUCAAACGUGAAAAUCUGUGCUGAUUUUUGUAAUUGUUUCUCCCAAGUGAAGGUGGCGAUAGAGGAUAGGUUCCAGCACGGAUCAUAACAUGUUCAUGUUCCUACUUUUUGUGGUGUGGUCACUAGUUUUGUGCGUUCGUUCGUUCGUUCAUUCGUUCCUCCCAUCAAGCAGGGCUGGGGAGGAUUGAGAUUUGGGCUGCCUGGUUUGUUCUUAUUGUUUCACUUUGGGGGCAGUCCAGAUGGGAGGAAGCUGUUUUUUUUUAAGGGUUCUUUUAUGGUUAAAAGCCAGUUGGCCCUGUUCUGAAACAAAAAACCAAAACAUCCCCAGGGCUUUGCAAUCCAGAGCGGGACAUUAAAGUGAAUUUCAUUCAA
Molecule: messenger RNA, 4153 nt
Organism: Monodelphis domestica (gray short-tailed opossum)
Lineage: Eukaryota; Metazoa; Chordata; Mammalia; Didelphimorphia; Didelphidae
Gene: ERCC6L
Product: ERCC excision repair 6 like, spindle assembly checkpoint helicase
Molecular function (GO): ATP binding; protein binding; DNA translocase activity
Source: RefSeq, a predicted model, not a curated record